AUGAAAGCUAAAGGCUGGCAGAGGCCCAUCUGGGCUGUAUCGGCUCUGUUUAUUGCAGCCACCCUUCUGAUGCUGACCUCUGAGGUGGGAUCAGUCCAGAAAAUGACUCAAACAGCAAUGGCUCAUGCUACAGACACGGUUGCAAGAUCAGCCCCUAACCUCACCGAUGAGCUUCAAGGUCUCCAGGCACUAGCAGACUUCUUUGCCAGUGAGCAUGCCCAUGUCUGGCUCUUGUCCCUUGCGGGCUCAGUUGUAGUAGGUCUCAGUGGAAUUUUCCCGCUGCUCGUUAUUCCAACUGAAGCUGGAGCAGCCCUUAAAACCGAAGCUGGAGGGCAGAAGCUAAAAAGGCUUUUGAGCUUCGCUAUUGGUGGUCUUCUUGGUGAUGUAUUCCUUCAUCUCCUCCCUGAAGCAUGGGCACUAUCUGGAUCUUCAGCCAGCAAAGAAAAACACUACAUGGCACAGGGCCUAUGGGUAAUCACUGGCCUACUGGCAUUUCUUCUUUUAGAGAAGAUUUUCUCUGAUCAAGAUGGACAAAAAGAUUCCCCAUCACAUUCACACCUCAAUUCUUGCUCUACUGCAAGUUCAGUGUGCAGUGAAAAGGCUCGUGUGUUAUAUGGAAAUGGGUCCCAGAAAGCCCCAAAGCAUCAGAGUCUGCACAAAACAUCUGAAAAUGUCAAGACAAGUGGUUACCUGAACCUAUUGGCCAACUGCAUUGACAACUUCACACAUGGGCUGGCUGUCGCAGGAAGCUUCCUUGUUAGCAAAAAGGUUGGGUUUCUUACAACAUUUGCCAUUUUGCUCCAUGAAAUCCCACACGAGGUGGGGGACUUUGCCAUUUUGUUGCGAGCUGGGUUCGACCGAUGGAGUGCUGCACGUCUGCAGAUGUCCACCGCACUGGUUGGCGUGCUGGGGGCUUGCUUCGCAUUGUGUUCUCAGUCACCAAAAGGCACAGAAAAUGCAACUUCCUGGAUACUUCCAUUCACCUCUGGAGGCUUUAUAUACAUCGCCUUGGUGAAUGUAGUACCUGAUCUGCUAGAGGAAUCCAGUUUGAGGCACUCCCUUCUUCAGACGCUACUUAUUUUUUGUGGCGUGGCAGUCAUGGCUUUCCUGUCAACCAUUACUGUUUGA
Nerophis lumbriciformis (worm pipefish) is the source of this 1128-nucleotide messenger RNA. Lineage: Eukaryota; Metazoa; Chordata; Actinopteri; Syngnathiformes; Syngnathidae. The record is from RefSeq and is a predicted model, not a curated record.